UUGCCCCAGGCUCCUGUCCCCUCAGCCCCUCUCUGCCACCGGGCGCUCCCCGCAGCCGGCCCCGCCGGCGGGGGCCGGGCGCGGUGCGGCCCCGGGGCGGAGCGCGGGCGGUGCCCGCAGCCCCGGAGCGGUGCGGCGGCGGCGGCGGUACCCAUGGCCCUGCCGGCGGAGGCGGACCGGCUGGAUGGGGGCUGGCAGGAGGUCUACUCCGCGCUCCAGUGGAUCCAGUUCACCAUGGCCAUGCUCAGCGUUGUAGGUUCCAGCUCAAUUAUUGCCUACGCCGUCUUCCAAAACGCAGUGCGGUCCCCCGAGGUGCGUCCACUUUUCUACCUGAGCCUCUCAGAUCUGCUGCUGGGCAUGUGCUGGCUGGCUGGGGCCCUGCUCUACAGCUCACCCACCUCCCAGCAGGACCUCAUCUGCUACAACCUGCAGGCCACGGGACAGAUAUUCUACGUGGCCUCUUUUCUCUACACUGUCAACUACACCUGGCACCUGUACAUGGACCUCAAGGUGAAAUACAACCAGAACCUGUUCAGGGUGCCCCCCCAGGUUGUAGAUUAUGCAAGUUGUGUUGGCCGAAUAGCAACGAUCUUGUCAAGCCUGAUCCCUUUCCUCCUCAUGGUGCCGGUGUUCUGCCUGGGCAACAGCAGUAAUUGCUACCAGAACUUCAGCCAGAAGCACGGGUGUCUCCUGAUGCACACGGAGGUGGCCGAGCCCCCCAGCGCUCCGCAGGGCCUGAGCGGCUCCGUUUGCCGCGCCGUGCAUUUCUACGGCAUCGGCGUCUUCCUCGUCUCCUUCCUCAUCAGCUUCGUGGCCAUCCUGGUUAUCCUGGGUCAGGCCCGAGGGCUCUACAAGAGGUUUGUGAACUCCACAGGGUUCCUGGGGGAUCAGCAGUGGGCCAUGAUUAAGAUGGUGGAACAAAGGGUGGUUUUUUACCCCAUUGCCUUCUUCUGCUGCUGGGCCCCAGCUGUGCUCCUUGGGGUGCUGAAACUGACUGCUUCAACAACCAGCAAAAUCUACAUGGCUCUGCUGAUCCUGCAGGCUCUCACCGCAGCCUCCCAGGGGCUGCUGAACUGCCUGGUGUAUGGCUGGACCCAGCACGCCUUCCUGUCGCUGAAGCGCGGCUCCCGCCGCGAUGUGGACACGCAGACCCCGCUGCUGCGCUCGCAGAAGAAAUUCUACUCCAGCACAGCCCCCUCGGGCCCGCCCGACCCUGCGGGCUCCUCCUCCACCCUGCUCUGAUGCUGCCCGGACAGAGGCAGAGUCCUCCCAGCUCCUCCUUCCCAGCCCCUCGUUCUGCAGGGCCGUGGAUGUUGGAUGGAGCUGUCCCCAGGCGCUCAGCGGACAUAGUUAUUUAUUUAAUGGAUUCUUCCUGCCUGGUAAAUCUUUAGUCCAGACUUUCUCCUCCUGGGAAUAUCCCUAGAAAUGCAGCAAACCCCAUGUAAAGGCUCAGAGACCUGGUGCAGCUCCAUGGAGGUUGGAGCUCCUAAGGAGUUUUUUUUUUACUUUGUUUUAUUUCUCCUUUACAAAUUAACAAAAAAGCCUAAUGAGUAUUUUUCAAUCUCUGCCUUUUAAUUCGCUCUGUGAGAAUUUGCACCACCCUAAGAAGCAAUUGCAGGGAGUGAAGAAUUGCAAAGGACAGAAUCUGCCUGGAAUUUCUGCACAUUUCCCUUUCCUUCUCCCUGCCAAGUCCUGCCCAGCCACAAUAACUCCCCAAAAUCAGCUGCUUCGACCCUGUGGAGCAUCUCAUGAACCAGGUGAGCAGGACUUUGUCUGAGUCUCUUUUUGCAUUUCCAGAUGUUCACAAGAAUUAUUUACUGAGGUCCCACCAUUCUGUAGGAAAUAAACCAGGUCUUCAGCUGUGUUAAAAACAACUCUUUACCUUUACACUCUUUAUUUUCCAACAGCUUCACUUUUUGGGUCCAACCCAAAUUUUUCUCAUAGCAGGUUAGACAAGAAGAGGAAAUACUCCAGCUUUGUGUAAUUAACUUACACAACUGUGUAAACUCUGGGUAAGUCACACAAGGGUUUGGUCAAUGACUUAUUUUCUCCUACAGAGUGAGACUGAGUGCAACAAUUCAAUUUUGCUGUUCUAAAGGAUAAAACAAAGUUUUCAGUUUUCAUCUUCUUCCCCCUGGUCCUUCAAAUCCUCCUCUAGUCCCAAAGUUUGGAUAUGGGUGACUCUGUGUUUCCCCAGCCCCACUUCAAAGGCAGAUAUUCCACAGGCAGGGUGGGAUUUGUGCCCUGGCACAAUGAAACAAACCCAGCCUCACCCCUGAGAGCCUCCUGGGCCUGACCCCGUUUGUGCAGCCAGUGCAAUUUGUGUAAAAGGGGAUUAAAGCUUCCAGAGUGAUGGAAGAUUACCCAGGAGCAAUGAUUGGAUUGCUAACGGAGCAUCAGGGCUGGCAGUGGGUGCUGACCCAGUCCCAGGGCUCCUCAGAAUGCACAAAUCACUCAGGGUUUGUUUGAGGGGAGUUUUCUUGCUGGCUUGGCUGCUCCAAGUGCUCCCAGGGAAUAAAUUGUCCCCUCAGUCCCUUUGCCAGGCUGGAGGCUCUGAGGGUCACUCAGCCCCCAGCCCACUCUGAACUCCCCCCAGGCACCAAGCAGGGGGAAAUUCUCUCACAAGGAAGGAGCCUGAGCCCAGCUCGUGUCCUGCAAUGCUCCUGGCUGUGUCUGGUUCCUGUCACCUCCAGGGUAACAAAAACAUGGCCCAGGUGCCACCCUGAGGCUCUUUCCUUAAAAACAGACAGAGGAGGGAAGCACUGCCUGUCCCUGGAGCAGCUCAGGGCCAGCAGCAGCACAGCAGAUCCAUUUCUGAGCACCCAGUGUCCCCCAGUCCCAGCAGGGCUCCCACCUCAAGUGUCCCCAAGACAGAAGGACUCAUCCCUCCCUUCCCUGGGUGCCCAGGGGUUAACUGGGAGCACUGGGCAGGUGCUGCUGCCAUCUGAUGCAAAGCUGGGCUAAAAAAAAAAGGCAAUUUUGGGUUAUGGUGCCAAGCAGAGCCCAGGAUUUCCCCCCUCAAAUCCUCA
Molecule: messenger RNA, 3029 nt
Organism: Zonotrichia leucophrys gambelii
Lineage: Eukaryota; Metazoa; Chordata; Aves; Passeriformes; Passerellidae
Gene: TMEM116
Product: transmembrane protein 116
Exons: 11
Coding region: 154-1242 (362 amino acids)
Biological process (GO): adenylate cyclase-activating G protein-coupled receptor signaling pathway
Cellular component (GO): plasma membrane
Molecular function (GO): G protein-coupled receptor activity
Source: RefSeq, a predicted model, not a curated record